Molecule: messenger RNA, 2281 nt
Organism: Penicillium brasilianum
Lineage: Eukaryota; Fungi; Ascomycota; Eurotiomycetes; Eurotiales; Aspergillaceae
Source: the annotation of a GenBank genome assembly
GGGAGCCAAUCACCGGCCACAUGUACGGCGAUGACCGCCCUGAUCAGCGACUGUAACGACCGAGGAAAGCAGCUGAAGACCCAAAAUUACUUUGAACUGCACGAGGUGUAUGCUCCGAGGCAUCCUAAAACUGGAGUCGGAUCGUGGCGGACACGGAACUGGCUGAAUCUGGCGCGGUUCUCCGGACCUUUAUAUCGCGCGUGCUCCAGCUACCCCGGAGUUGACAUUAAUUUUUUUUUUCUUUCCCCCACGAACCUCCCCCCAAGGAAUAUAUCGAAAUCACCUGGUCGCUGGGCUGUAUACUCAUCAGUAACCUCCUCUCAGUACCCUAUCUUCCUUCAACCGACACACAUCACCAUGUCAAAGACCUUCAGCAAGGACGACGUGGCGUCGCAUAGCAAGGGCGACAGCCUUUGGAUUGUGAUUGACGAGGACGUCUACGAUGUCACAAAGUUCCAAGAUGAGCAUCCUGGUGGAAAGAAGAUUCUCCAGCGAGUCGCCGGAAAGGAUGCCUCGAAGCAAUUCUGGAAGUACCACAACGAGGGCAUUCUGAAGAAGUACAAGGCCCAGCUGCAGGUCGGCUCGUUGAACACAAAGAAGGUCGUCGAGCCCACGCCGGCUCCCGCCCCGGCACCCAAGAAGGCCGCCCCAGUCGCACAAGCUGCCCCUGCCGACUACAAGCCUGCGGCAACUGCUGAGCCUCAAGAUCCUUAUGGUGAUCUGAUUCCGUUCGCCGACCCCUCGUGGUAUCAGGGUUACUCCUCCCCUUACUUCAACGAUUCUCACGCCGCUCUUCGCGAGGAAAUCCGCGAAUGGGUCGACACCGAGAUCGAGCCAUACGUUACCGAGUGGGAUGAGGGCAAGAAGGUUCCGGACACCAUCUACAAGCAGAUGGGUGAGCGCGGCUACUUGGCCGGUCUUCUGGGUGUCAAGUACCCGGAGAAGCACACUCCAUUCCGGGUCAAGUCCGUGGCACCCGAGCGCUGGGAUCUGUUCCACGAGAUGCUGUUGACCGACGAGUUGUCGCGCGCCGGUAGCGGUGGUCUGGUUUGGAACUUGAUUGGUGGCUACGGUAUUGGCUGCCCACCCCUCGUCAAGUUUGGUAAGAAGGAGCUCGUCGACCGUAUUCUGCCCGGCAUUCUGGCUGGUGACAAGCGUAUUUGCCUGGCUAUCACUGAGCCUGAUGCGGGCAGUGAUGUUGCCAAUCUUGGCUGCGAGGCUAAGCUCUCCGAGGAUGGCAAGCACUACAUUGUCAACGGUGAGAAGAAGUGGAUCACCAACGGUAUUUGGGCAGAUUACUUCACUACCGCUGUCCGUACUGGCAAGCCCGGCAUGGAAGGUCUCAGCGUCCUGCUGAUUGAGCGCGAGGCUGGUGGAGUCAGCACUCGUCGCAUGGACUGCCAGGGAGUCUGGAGCAGUGGUACCACCUACGUGACCUUCGAGGACGUCAAGGUUCCCGUCGAGAACCUGAUUGGCAAGGAGAACCAGGGCUUCAAGGUUAUCAUGACCAACUUCAACCAUGAGCGUAUCGGCAUUGUCAUCCAGUGUGUCCGUUUCGCCCGUGUCUGCUACGAGGAGUCCAUGAAAUAUGCCCACAAGCGCCGCACCUUCGGCAAGAAGCUGAUUGACCACCCUGUCAUCCGCAUGAAGCUGGCCCACAUGGCCCGCCAGAUUGAGGCCACCUACAACUGGCUAGAGAACAUCAUCUUCCAGUGCCAGUGCAUGGAGGAGACCGAGGCCAUGCUCAAGCUCGGCGGUGCCAUUGCCGGCCUCAAGGCUCAGUCCACCCAGACCUUCGAGUUCUGCGCCCGCGAAGCCAGUCAGAUCUUUGGUGGUCUUAGCUACAGCCGUGGCGGCCAGGGUGGUAAGAUUGAGCGCCUGUACCGUGAUGUCCGUGCUUACGCUAUCCCCGGUGGAAGCGAGGAGAUUAUGCUGGAUCUGAGCAUGCGCCAGAGUCUGCGUGUGCACCAGAUGUUUGGCAUGAAGCUCUAAAUACAGCCUUUGCUUUUGCAUUAGAGAUUGGCCGUGAUUAGACCAUGUUCUCUUUCUUGUGUCCGUUGCUGGACGAUGUUCAUGUGCCUUCCCCUUUUGGUGUCGUUUUUUUUAAUUUGGCAAGAUAUCCCGUCUGGUGUGACGCAUUUUACUUGGGUUGACUUUUUGCCUGUAUAUCCAUUUUGCUGCCAAUUACAUUGGCAUUUUACUUCUACCAUGAGAUCAGAAUAUAAGGUUGUUUAAGACCUUUAAGCGUUCGGAGGGACGGGAGGCCCCUCAUAGAUCAAAU